This is a messenger RNA of Portunus trituberculatus (swimming crab), 4777 nucleotides long. It is a transcript of the gene EloA, whose product is annotated as transcription elongation factor B polypeptide 3-like. Bases 79 to 2691 code for a protein of 870 amino acids. Gene Ontology annotation, biological process: transcription elongation by RNA polymerase II. NCBI's taxonomy places the organism in Eukaryota, Metazoa, Arthropoda, Malacostraca, Decapoda, Portunidae. The record is from RefSeq and is a predicted model, not a curated record. Gene Ontology annotation, cellular component: nucleus; elongin complex. The transcript is spliced from 11 exons.
AAGUGGGUGGUGUGUUGACUGGGUGAGUGAGGCGCAGGCAGGAGAGAGGGAGAGAGAGAGGGAGAGUGAUCAGCUGUUAUGUCUUCCUGCGUGGAGGAAAUCUUCCUGUUCCAGAAGAAACUCAACAAGUAUGCCACACUCAACGAGGCGGACAAGGUGCUGUACUACCUUCACAAAUUGAACCACCUCAAUGUCACAGUCAGUCACUUGGAGGAGACUGGCGUGGGGAAGACUGUCAAUGCUCUGCGCCACCAGGGAGGGAAGGUCGGGGAGAAGGCGCGAGGCCUCGUCAACAAAUGGAAGGCAAUGGUGACUGCAGAGGAGGAGGAGGAGGAAGAAGAGGAGGCAGGGGACAAUGAAGAGGAGCUGCAGUCAAGAGCAGAGGUGUCAAUACCAUCUAAAGGUGAACCAGAAACACUAGAUUAUCAUGAGGAUGAGGAGGAAGAAGUGGAGGAGGAUGAGGACGAGGAGGAAAACUGCCUACAGAUUGAGGAAAACAACAACCCCGUGACAGAUGAAUAUGAUGAACAGGGCAGUGAGGAGGAGGAGGAGCCACAGCCUGCCUCAUCAGUGCCUCACCCUGCCUACAGCUACUCACACAGGAGGAGCUCAGGGUCAGAUGGUGAAGACACAGGUGACUACAACCCAAUGACAUCCAGGAGGGACUACCAGGCACACAUGGAGAUGCCUGUGGCUGAAUACCAUCCAUCCACCAUGUCCCACAGCCCCACAGAUACCUCCAGUCCAGGGUGGGGUGGUGACUCCCCAGAUGCAGCGAGGGACUGGAAGAAUGGCACCAGUAGGAGCCCAGGGAAGAAGAGCAGCAAGGAGGAGAAGGAGCGGGAGAAGGAGAAGCACCGAAGCAAGGGGAAGGCAAAGCACCGGGACAGGGACAGCAGUCAUGAGAGGGAAAGGAAGAAGGACAAGCACAAAGACAGGCACAGAGACAAGGAGGAGAGGAGAGAGGAGGCAGAGGACGAGAGGAGGAGCAAGUCCCAUAGAGAUAAGCACAGGGAUCGAGAGAAGCACCACGGACGGUCAAAGGAGAGCAAACACCGCAGUGAGGAAGCCAGUGAAGCCAGUGUUGUGAAUGGCUUCAACACUCCCGACCACAAGGAGAGGAGCAGUAAGAGGGAUAGGGAAAGUGAAAGGAGUGCGGAGAUGAGGCCGAGGGAGAAGGAGAGGGUGGAAGAGGGGCAUUACCAAAGUGGAGAGAGUACAAGCAGAGAGAGUGCACAUCAUAACAGGUUGCCAGACAGGACCAAACCAGAAAAAGAGAGACACAGGGAAGGUAGUAGUAGUAGUAAUAGUAAAAAGGAGAAACAGAAAAGAGAACACAGAGAGAAAGAUGAAAGUCCAGACAGGCAAAAGAAGGAGAGGAAAAGUAAACACCAUGUAGUGGAAGACGAUGGUUGCUCUAAUGGUGUAAAUAAAGACAGCAGUAGUGGUGGUGGUAGUGGCAGUAGUGGUAGUAAAGGGGGGGAAAGGACCACAAAGGAAAGCAAAGGAAAGCAUAAAGACAAUAAACAUAAACAUAAAGAAAGCAGCAAGAAGGACAAACACAAGAGAGACUCACUCAGCAAGCAGGAGGUGGAGGAGCAGGAGAGUUCAGGAGAGAGGAGCAAGAAGGAGAAGAAGAGCAAAAAGCAGACCUCUUCAGAUGCUGGUUUUGGUGCUGUAUUGAUGGGUCUGGACUCGCAGGUGAAGAAGAAGAAGAAAAAGAGAAAGAAGGAUGUAGAGAAGGAGAGGGAGAGUGGGUCAGAGGAUGAGCAGCCCUCCACCAGCUCAGGGCACAAGAGGAGUCUGGCGAGUAGUGAUGGUUUGCCAGACUCAAAGAAGCCCAGACUAUUGGCUGCAUCGACAGAGAAGCUGCCCAAACUGCCUGCCCUGAUGGUGCCGGAUGAGAAGCCACUGCUGCCGGAGAUCACACCCAACUACAAACCCCUUCCGAGGCUGCCUGUGAAGGAUGAUCCACCAGAGUCUUGUCUAACUAAGAUGACUGAAGAGGAGGCUCUAAACUUUGUGUUCCAGUCCAAAAAUAAUAGACGCAGCAAAGUUUACUCUGGCAAGGUGGUUGGACUCUCAUAUGUUCCAUCACUAUAUGAAAGUUGCAUCAGAGUCCUGCAGGAAAAUAUUGAUGCUCUUGAGUACACUGGAGGGAUUCCAUUUGAGAUCCUGCGUCCUGUUCUGGAGCGAGCAUCAGCAAAGCAACUGUUGAACUUGGAGGACUUCAACCACUACCUGCUGGAGGACUCUGACGUGCUGUGGAAGAUGCACUGUAAGAGGGACUUCAAGAAAAUGAAACCUGAUGAAAUGGAGUCGUGGAGAGAGAUGUGGAUCCGGUGUUCUGAGGAGCGGGACAAGAAACUGAAGAGCCUCACCCAUAACCUAACAGAGAAGUUCCUCACCAAAGCCGAGCCAAAGCGGACCACUAAGAUAGCCUAUGUGGACACAGCUGCCAAGGUUCCUAGGAAUGUGGCCAAAGCGCAGGCAAGAUAUGGAACAGCAGUGGCCUCAGCAUUAGCAGCCAAGCCAGGCAAGCUUAAUGAAGUGGCAGCACGCAAGACAGCAAUGCAGAAUGUUCAAAGAGCAGAAAGGGCCAACCCACGGCCAGUCGCUGCCAAGAAAAAGAAGGUUGCCCCACUGAUGGCCAAGACCAAGCAAUUCUUCAAGAAAGCUUUCCGUCGCUGAGUGUGUUAGUUUCCUUUCAUGGUGUUCUGAAUCAUUAGCUCAAUCGUCACACUCAUCAGUUUCAGAUGUCUUUCACACCUCAUAAGCCACACAAGCCACACAUCAUCAUCUUCAGGGUUUGGAGAGGGUUGCCAGCUUGCCUUCUGUACAUAAUGCCACAUCCAUCUCUUCAUUGGUUGGUAAGCUGUUUGAUCUGGUGCAAGAUGUGAGUGCCGGCCGUUUGUGGGCUGCUGCUGUGCUCACCAGUGAAUAUCUAUAAGCUUAAUUACUGCCGUCUGUCAGAAUAGAUAACUUUAUUUGUAUACCUUUGUUACCUUCACCUGUGUUUGUGAUCCGUGUGUUGCAGAGACUCGGCAUGACAGUCACGCAGGUUCAGUGCUAACAUUUUGCAUACUUUUGUUUGUGUCAUGUCUUUGUGAAGUUCAAUUCUGAGGAACACAGCUUCCCUUGAGUUUCCCUUCCAAGAAGCUCAGUUUGUAUGCAUUUUGUUUGCAGAAGUGGACGGUGAUAUGUUUAGCACGGCAGGAAGGUUUGUGUCGUGUUGUGUUUUGUGUUUGUCACAGUUUAGCAGGGAGCCAGGUGGUGCAGCAGGAAGUACAAUUAUCACCUGCACUCUGGGCACCUGUUGCCCCUCCCCUGUAGUGAGGCAGACUGUCAGCACUGCCUGGCACAUCAGUUACCUCCUGGUGGUGAGGGUGUCAGUAGCAGGUGCUGGUUGCUGCCUUCCUGUGCCAGUACAUAGCAUGCUGAGGUGGAUGGCUGCCUGCUGCUCAUCUUGGCACACUGUCAAAUCAUCCAGUCAAUCUAUAUGGAGCAGAUGACAGCAGACAGUACCUGUGCUGUGGUGGUGUGCACUAAUGUGUGGCCCUGGCAGACUGACAGCCUGGCAGCCUGUGUACUCAUCAUGGUGCCUGGUGUCUUACAGAAUGCUGUUCACGGGCCAUCUUCCACUCUGUCCAUUUUUUAUUUUACUUUUCUUUAAGUAAUUUUGUUUGUUGUCAUUUAUUUGAUGUAUCAUAUUUGGUCAAAAUAGCUCACUCUCCAUUGUCUAUUUAUGUAACACACACACUCUCUCUCUCUCUCUCUCUCUCUCUCUCUCUCUCUCUCUCUCUCUCUCUCUCUCUCUCUCUCUCUCUCUCUCUCUCUCUCUCUCUCUCUCUCUCUCUCUCUCUCUCUCUCUCUCUCUCUCUCUCUCUCUUCCCUGAGGUGUGUCAGGGGAUCAUCUGUGCUUGGAGUGUAGUGUGCUGGUGUGGGACAAGGAGGAGAUGGAGUUAGCUGCUGCUGUUGUUAUUGUUGUUGUUAUGGAAAGAAUACUCUCCAUGGAUGGGCUCACUUCUUCACUAUAAAUCCAUUGUCUUAUUUUGUUUGGAAAUAUGCAGACAAUUGAUCCUUUGAAUUGACUUGAAAUAACACUUUCAUAAUUUGAUAGAUAUUUCUCUUCAUUAUACUUAUUCACUUUGAUUGCAAAACAGGCAAAUUUGUUUUAAUAUUUUUUUUUUACCUGUUGAGGGAUGAUAUGGGGAACUGUGAAGCCAAAGUGCUUAUUUAUUAUAGAGGCUAGUGAAGGGAAGCAGACCAUAGUAAUUUAGGAUUUUGGAGGUGUGUGUGUGUGUGUGUGUGUGUGUGUGUGUGUGUGUGUGUGUGUGUGUGUGUGUACAUAGAAGUUUUUAAUAAAGGGUAAUGGCUAAAAGUAAUUUAAUUGGGAAAGAAUUGAAAACUAAUUUGAAACAUUUGUUCUCCCUAUUUUGAUUCCCUUUUACUUGUGUAUAUUAAUAAAAUGUCUGUAAGGAAUUCUAUUUACAUUUUUUUAUAAAGACCUUAAUUGAUGUAGCAGCAACAGCAGCAGUUGCAGUGGACAAUAUGGAGGAAGGAGCAGACAGUAGGAGUGAGCAGAAACAAAGCAGAAAAUGAACACUGCCUAUUUUCCAGCCUAUUGUAAGGUGCAGGAGACCCUCAACUUGUUUAUAUGUAUUUAAUUUUUCUUCUUGGGAUCCUUCUUAUACUGAGCCAAAGGGAAGAUAUUGUGUAUUACUUGAAGUGUGGAAUACUGGGUGAAGAUAAUUUAAUAAAUUCCUUUUUAUAAAGA